This is a messenger RNA of Venustampulla echinocandica, 1602 nucleotides long. RefSeq lists its product as uncharacterized. The transcript has 2 exons. Bases 1 to 1602 code for a protein of 533 amino acids. Gene Ontology annotation, molecular function: cystathionine gamma-synthase activity; pyridoxal phosphate binding. The record is from RefSeq and is a predicted model, not a curated record. Lineage: Eukaryota; Fungi; Ascomycota; Leotiomycetes; Helotiales; Pleuroascaceae. Gene Ontology annotation, biological process: transsulfuration.
AUGCAAACAGAGUUGGGAUGUGCUCUCCCACCAGCCUCCCGGCAUGCCAUCACCUUCCAUCUUCCUCAAUGGUCCAGUCUUGUCCCCUUCAUCGAGAAAGACCAGGUCGGAGCACUCAAUAGCGGCUAUCCUCAUAUGCUAUGGCAUGACGAUGUCAAAGACGUAAUCAACACUCGUGAAGGCCAAACGGCUUUUAUUUUUACAUCUUCCGUUUCCGCAGCGGAAUGUAAAGAAUAUGGGACCGCCGCUGAUCGUGGCAAGGAGAAUAUGCUGUCCCCAGAAGACAUAUCAAUCCGCGUUUUUGAUGUGAAGGGUGAGAUACGGCUCUACGUCGUCAUCUUUCCCGAAUCCAAACUCCCCAUCCUUCAUCCCUUCUGGCAGGUAUCGGGGAGGGGCAUCUCCUCACGUCUUGCUGAGGAAUGCCUCAAGAACAUUGAGACGCUGCGGGAAAUCACCGAGGGAUCAACAAGCCCGAUACCAACGGUAAAAGAGUCAGAAGCUCAUUCCAAAAUCCGAGACCGGAUCGCGAAGCUUCUAGAACGUGCGCCUAUCGGGGCCCCCCGGAGGGUAAAGGUAGCCCCAGAAGAUGUCUAUCUCUUCCCAUCAGGGACGGCUGCGAUUUACUCGGUCCACCGGCAUCUAUUGGAGGCGCGUUGCUCAAACCCGGCCCUCUUUGGGUUUGCUUUCCAUAAUACCCUCCAAAUUUUCGACUUUUUCCAACCAGGCUACAAACUCUUUGGCCGUGGAACGGAUGAUGAGCUAGUUGACCUAGAAGAAUUUCUCGAGGCACAAAAGGAAGAAGGGGAGAACGGCCAGGCAAUUUGGGCUGAAUUUCCUAGCAACCCGCUCCUAACGGCCCCUCAGCUGAACCGUUUACGGGAACUGGCAGAUAAAUACGGAAGUCUGCUCAUUGUAGACGACACAAUUGGAGGCUUCUGCAACGUUGACUUGCUGAGUGAUGGGGCCGACAUGAUCAUAACAUCGCUCACCCGGGCCUUCAGCGGCCACGCCGACGUGAUGGGUGCAAGCGUGGUCCUCAACCCAGCCUCACACCGAUACAGCGAACUAAAGGACAUCUUCAACAGGCACUUCGUCAACGAUUACUACACUCUUGAUGCCAUUGCUAUGGAGAAAAACAGCCGAGAUUAUCUGGCUCGAUCGGCCAUUUUAAACGCCAACUCCCUCGCACUGGUCAAAUUCCUUGACACCAAAGCAAAGGACCCGAACAGCACCGUGCGGCAGGUCGAUUACCCUACCACCUCCUCGUCAGUUGUCAAUUACACGGCUUAUAUGCGCCCUGGCGCAUCAGACUUCAAGCCCGGUUACGGGUACGUGUUCACCGUCGAGUUCGAAUCUAUCGAGGCUACCCAGGCAUUCUAUGACAAUCUGGAUACCCACAAGGGACCACAUAUCGGCGCUCAUUUGACAAUAGCGCUACCUUAUGUGAGAUUUUGGUAUAGUGGUCAGUUGGAGUGGGUUGAAAAGUUUGGGAUGAGGGAGACUCAGGUGAGGAUCUCUCCGGGUUUGGAAGAUACUGGGGAGUUAGUGGAAGUGUUUAAGGCUGCAGUAAUGGCCGCCGAUGAAAUUGAAAUGCCCAAGUAA